CAAGCCCCCUGCCCCGGCUCCAGGCUCCGGUUCUGGGAUGGCGCGUGGGGGCCGCUCCAGCUCUCCAGCGGCGGUGCCGAGGGUCUAACCCAGCCCAGCCUAACCAAUGUGCAGACUACUGUACAAUUUGGAAGUCCUGAACAGAUAGUCUAAACACUGGGUAGACGGAGUGGAGGUGUCCUCUGAUCCAUCCAGGCUGCAGUGUCUGUCCGUCGGGUGAGAGCUUCGGCCCCAUGUCCUGGAGAUGCAAGGUCCCCAGCCCAGCCCAGCCAGCCCGGGGUCCCCUCUCUGCUCUGACUCCCCUUCUGCCUCCUUUGACGUGGCAGGGGUGAGCGGGAGCUCUGGCUGGGGAGGAGGGGCCUGGGGACGGGCCGGCCUGCGGGAAGGAGGGGGCUGCUCCUACCUAGUGUCCAACCCCAGAGCAGAGCGCAGGGCGGGUGGCGGCGGGGCCUCCCUCGAAUGCUUCCAGAUGUUCCCUGGCCGCGUGUGCAACUUCCUCCUCUCCUCCCCCAGCCGCCCUCUGGGGCUCCCGGCCACCCGCCUGGCAUAAAGAGGGCUUUAUGUGGCUGGAUGGGCCAGGGGGGUGCGGGGGGCAGAGAGAGGUGGGCAGGAUGACGCCAGGACGUGGAGCAGGGUCCCCUGAAACCCAGCCCCCGACCCGAGAUACGUGGCGAGGCUCAUGCCCAAGCCCCGAGUCCUCCAAACCCACACAGUCACCCCCCCCCGGGCCCCCGGGCGUGGGCCCUGUGGUGUUGGGUUGACUAGUGGGGUACAGGCAGCAGAAACCCCUCCCCUCCUCCCAGAGCCCCAUCCUGGGGUACCUCCUCCGAAGAUCCCUGAGCUCCUCCCCUCUGUCUAUAGGACAGAGGAGCCUACAGUCACAUGUCAGCCCCCACCAGAUGUACACACAUGUGCACACAGGCCUGGCACCCACAUGCCAUCCACAGAUAAGCGUAACUCCUCCCAGACGAUACAGAUAAACCACACAGAUUCAGCCCAUUACGAAAACUCUAUGCACGUGAGUACGUGCACCCACAGUGCAUGUCCCGCAGGUACAUUCAUGCAGACACAUGGACAUUUACAGUUGCCACACCUACGGAACUGUGCACACGUACACACACACAGCCGGGCUGGCACCUCCUCAGGCACCCUCGUGCACACACAGGGACACAUGGGCACACGCACAGUGGUGAGAGGACACGUGCUCAGACAUGCACAUGUUUGCACAGACAUACAACCACACACAUUGCACACACACACUCACCAUCUCCAGGCUUGUGCUGUGUGCCUGAUCGCUAACACAUGGGCAGCUGUGGGGAGUGGGCUGAGCCAGCCCUUUGAAGCUGCCAGGCCUGGUGGCCGCCCCCCUUCCCCGUCUCUCCAGUCAGGAAAUGAAGUCAGAGGCUUAUCCAGAGCAGGCCCCAUCGGCCAGGCUGGCGGCAAGAGAGGCCGAGUGCGGGGGUCCCUGGCUGGGGCUGGCCUGGCUUGCGUCCAGGGCUUGCUUGGGGCGGGAUGUGGGAGCCAAGCUCAGCCUCGCCACCCCAGGCUCUUGAGCUCUGGCAUGGAUGUGGAGGCGGUGGGAAGGGCUUGAACGCCGUGGGGAGCCGAGGUGCCCAGCAGACCCGGGGCUCCGUGGCCAGGCUUUCAUCAGACAGCGCCCACGCGGUGCAAGGGGGCUGGUGGUCUACAGCCCCAGAUCCCCCCGCGCCGCAACAUGGAGCAUCCUUAGGGAGUGAGGCGUAGCAGAGACAGCACCAACCUCACCCAUCACUCCUUCCU
Molecule: messenger RNA, 1779 nt
Organism: Delphinapterus leucas (beluga whale)
Lineage: Eukaryota; Metazoa; Chordata; Mammalia; Artiodactyla; Monodontidae
Source: RefSeq, a predicted model, not a curated record